CAAUGUUUUGUUUAUCUUCCAUUCCCAAAACCCCUCUUCUCUCUCUCUCUCUCUCUCUCUCUCUCUCUCUCUCAUCAAUCAAUCAGUCAAACCAGUCAAUAACUCUGGUCUCUGCAACGCAAUUCAUCAAUCUGAAACCGAAAAAUCAAACAUCCGAAGAGGGUUUGUUCAAUUCGAGGUGGGAGCUAUGGCGGGGAGAGAUUUACUGUUAUUUCUUGCCCUAACUAUUGUGUCUUCAUCGCUACUCGUGCAAAAAGCCCUUGGGAAUUCGGAGGGCGACGCGCUCUACGCGCUUCGCCGGAGCUUGUCCGACCCGGACAACGUUCUCCAGAGCUGGGAUCCGAACCUCGUGAACCCUUGCACCUGGUUCCAUAUCACCUGCAACCAAGACAACCACGUCACUCGCGUGGACCUUGGAAACUCAAAUUUGUCCGGUCAUCUAGUGCCCGAGCUUGGGAAACUUGAAAAUCUCCAAUAUCUGGAACUUUACAAAAAUAACAUUCAAGGGACAAUUCCUAAAGAGCUUAGUCAGUUGAAAAGCUUAAUAAGUUUGGAUCUGUACAACAAUAAUAUGACCGGAACAAUUCCUUCGUCCCUCGGAAAAUUGAAAUCUCUUGUUUUUCUACGUCUUAAUGAUAAUCAGCUAAAUGGACCGAUCCCAAGAGCAUUGACUAGUAUAUCUAGCUUGAAAGUUGUAGAUGUCUCGAAUAACAAUUUGUGCGGUACAAUACCUACUACCGGUCCAUUCGAGCACAUCCCCUUAAACAACUUUGAGAACAACCCUCGAUUGGAAGGUCCGGAGCUGCAGGGACUUGCAAGUUACGAUACUAACUGCUCUUAAAGAACCGUGUGGCACUUUGAAGAAACUUUGCAAUAACUUUUCGUUUGUUCAAAUGUGGGUUUUCCUUAUUAAAUAUGUUAAUUUGGUGUUGUGUUGCGUAGCGUAAGAUGCCUAUUCUUGUAAAACUCGUUAUGGUUUUCGAGACGGUGACGAAUAUCUGUUAUUGAAACUAUGUAAUAUAUUGUAUCUAAUUAUGCCGGUUCUUGUGGCUUAUUCUA
This is a messenger RNA of Erythranthe guttata (spotted monkey flower), 1059 nucleotides long. RefSeq names its product leucine-rich repeat protein 1. The record is from RefSeq and is a predicted model, not a curated record. Lineage: Eukaryota; Viridiplantae; Streptophyta; Magnoliopsida; Lamiales; Phrymaceae.